UCUUACAUGACAAAUAUAAUCAAGAUGGAGGAGAAAGCGCCAGAUGAAGAAGGAGACAUGGCCCGUGUGAGGCAUCGCCAGCGGCGUGGGAUGCUGAAGAUGUAUUACGGGGUUGGCGAAGAGUCCGGAAAGUCAACAGAAAUUGAUUACAGUGACAUCAAUGGUGCACAUUUCAAACCUGAAGUGUAUUUGGAAAAACUUUUCAAAGAGAAGUCCUUGAACGACUUGAUGGAAAAAGAAGUAGAUGUAUCGAAACAAAUCAGAUCGUUGGACAGUGAGAUGCAGACCUUGGUGUAUGAAAACUAUAACAAGUUUAUUAGUGCAACUGACACAAUACGAAAGAUGAAGCAUGAUUUCAAGAAAAUGGAAGAAGAGAUGGAUAAGCUAAAGAAGAACAUGUCAACAAUCACAGAUUUCAGUGAAAAAAUAACAGGUACACUUCAAGGGAAGAGGCAACAGAUCACAAAGUUAUCAGGUGUUCAUGCACUUCUGAAAAAGCUUCAGUUUUUGUUUGAGUUGCCAUCAAGACUAAACAAGUGUGUUGAAAUGAAACAAUAUGGACUUGCUGUCAGAUAUUAUACAAAAGCUAGAGAUGUCUUGUACCAUUACAGUCACAUGCCAUCCUUCCAUGGCAUUCACCAAGACUGCGAUGAAAUAGUAAAACAGCUGAUAGUUCAGCUGAGAGAACAACUCAGAAAUCCAAAGUCAACACCCAAACAGCUGGCAGAAUGUGUGGAUCUUCUCCUACAACUGAGGGAACCUGCAGAUGAACUGUGUGAUGAAUUCUUAGCACAUGCACAAGAGAGACUGGAUGAAAGUCUUAAAAUGCUUAAGGUGCAAGUGGAAUUAAAGUUGUCAGGAGAUAUACCAGUGGCCACCAAAGAGGGAGAAGAAAAAGAUCAAGAACAAGAAGGAAAACCAGUGAGACCCAUGGACUUAUUGGAGUUCAUUGACUGUGGCUGUAAUGGCUUCCUGAGUUCAAUCUGUUUGGUGAUUGCAUCUUACAAGGAACAAUUUAUUCAAAGGCAAAUGACAGAGCAUGGUCAAGAUCAGCAAGAUUUGGCAAAGAUAGUUACUGAGAAACUAUCUAAUUUCAUUCUAUCAUUGAUGAGUGAGUACUUCAAACUUACAGAAGCCAGGAUUGAACUGGAGUCGGAUACUGGUGACAAUGUACUGUUAGUGCGAGCACUAGAUCGCUUUCACCGAAGACUUCAAGCAGUUCAGCAGCUCCUUCCCGAGAUUGGCGUUGGACGUUCGGGAGCAAAUAUAGUGGCCCGGUCUGCUCACAAUAGAGUGAAAGACUACUCGAAAAGCCUUCGACAGCACUUUGCCGUUUGUUUAACAGAUACCAGACAAACCCUUGCAACUCCGUCAGGAAGCGACAAACCACCUUCCCUGUCGGAUUUGUUGUCAACCAUGACUAACUCUCUCACCAACCAGGUGAAGCUGAUCCUUUGCAGCUUAAAGACCUUCAUUGGAUCAGAUAUUACAUUUGCCGUGAAACCAUACUUCCGAGGACCUUUCUGUUCAGAUGAUGUCCGAGAGGGCCUGGUGGUAGAGUUUAUACGUCACGUGCUGCGAUCGGCUAAGGAUUUUUGUGACAUUGGAACAGCUCCUCCAGCUCUUAUUCUUUUGUUAUCGAGAUUAUGUCUUGAUUUUCAAGAAUCAACUAUCUCUUAUAUGCUGAGUCUCACUGACGAGCAAUUUCCAGUAGACGAGGAGUUGGGACGAGGAAGCCUGACAACUUCCGUGUCAGAUCUCGCUACAGAAGCUCGGCACAUUGCACAGAGCCUUUUGAAUCAUUAUGUGAGAAUGCAAGGGCUAACAAUCUCUCAGAUGAUUCGUAAGAGCGUGGAAACACGGGACUGGCUAAACACGAUUGAACCUCGGAAUGUUCGUGCUGUUAUGAAGCGAAUCGUGGAGGACGUGACAGCUAUUGAUACACAAGUUGGACAGUUGUACGAGGAGGGUGUGCACAAAGCCCACAGUUCAGACUCCAGUAAGUUUACCUAUACAUAUCCAACCAAACCAAGCCGUAGUCAGUGGAGUUACACAGCCAGCACCGCAUUCGAUUCUAGCCUUCUCAGUAACAUUCAGAAGCUGUUCUCAGAGAGAAUCGAGAUCUUUAGUUCGGUGGAAUUCUCCAAGGUCUCUGUAUUGACGGGAAUUGUUAAGAUAGGAUUAAAGACUGUUCUGGAGUGUGUACGACUUCGGACGUUUGGAAAAUAUGGUUUACAGCAGAUCCAAGUUGACACGCACUACCUGCAGAUGUACUUAUGGAGAUUUGUAUCCGAUGAGAAUUUGGUUCACUUCAUGUUGGAAGAAGUGGUCAACAGUACCGUCAAUAGAUGUCUGUCACCAGAACUAAUGGAACCCAGUGUGAUUGAAGUGAUCUGCGAAAGAGGGUGAGAUGAGACGGAAUGAAAGAAUAAACUCAGUGCCUUACACCUUGUUCGAGAAUUUGCAAAUGCAGGACACUAUUUGUCUGAAGAUUGAAAGUCCGUCACUACACCAUCAAAUUCUUACUUCCUUCAAUCGAAUUCUCACCUGGCCCCGGUUGUUCGAAGGUUGGAUAGCACUAUCCAUUGGAUAAAACUCUAUCCCAUGGAUAACGCUAUACAUUUUGCUGUCACUUAUCCGCUGGAUAGCAAUUUAUCCGUUGGAUAGCGUUAUCCGCCCUUUAUACAACUGGGCCCUGGAGGACUCCACAUUGAUUGGAUAGAGAGAGCAAAUCUAGUUACAGUCCUACGUAUCAUAUGGACAAGAGUAACAAACGAGUCGAACAUUUCCAGAGUAGACCAAAAUGACAUUUUAAUUGCUAUAAGGUUUUCAAGAUUUCAUCUUUUGUCCAAGACAAAGAGCUCAGGAUGAUUGAAGUCGUAUCAUAAAUAUUGUUGACAAAAAUUGAGCAAAUAAAAGUAUUCUGAAUAAGA
Messenger RNA from Pocillopora verrucosa, 2933 nucleotides. RefSeq names its product vacuolar protein sorting-associated protein 51 homolog. The record is from RefSeq and is a predicted model, not a curated record. Gene Ontology annotation, biological process: lysosomal transport; Golgi vesicle transport; Golgi organization. Gene Ontology annotation, cellular component: membrane; GARP complex; EARP complex. NCBI's taxonomy places the organism in Eukaryota, Metazoa, Cnidaria, Anthozoa, Scleractinia, Pocilloporidae.